Molecule: messenger RNA, 1052 nt
Organism: Schistocerca nitens (vagrant locust)
Lineage: Eukaryota; Metazoa; Arthropoda; Insecta; Orthoptera; Acrididae
Exons: 5
Coding region: 144-668 (174 amino acids)
Biological process (GO): signal transduction by p53 class mediator; regulation of mitotic cell cycle
Cellular component (GO): nucleus
Molecular function (GO): cyclin-dependent protein serine/threonine kinase inhibitor activity
Source: RefSeq, a predicted model, not a curated record
GGGGCGACGGCAGAGCUGCCUGGCGGUGUAUUCUAGUUGUGGCGUUGCCGCUGGCGCAACAUUGAUCUGCAGGGCUGUGCGCUCGCUAGUCACUGGUGCGCGUAGGACGGGCGCUAGUAGCGAGCUGCCAGCGGCGCAUUGCCAUGAAGGACCUGCCGCCGCGCCCUGAGCCACCGCAACCGCUCGUCACUCUACCACGCGAACUGCGGCUCGUUCAAGUGGGCGAUGGUGAACUGGUUCCAUGGGAUCAUACGAGCCAAAGCUACUUGGUCAUGGAACGACGGGAGGCUCCAGACGGCGACCGGCGGCAAGUAGUGCGGGCCCGCAGCGUGCGCCGCCGUCUCUUCGGCGACGACGAGUCGGCCGGCGAGGACGGCGGCGCCGGCGGCAUAGGCGACGCCGGGCGCAGGCGGCGCCGCGCGCGCUGGCCAGAUGACCCGCUGGCUGUCUACGUGCUGCGGCCCGCCCAGGACGUCACCGACAAGAUGGCCGCCGAGGAGACGGCCGCAGCCACCCGCCGCUGGAACUUCGACUUCGUGAACGAGCGCCCGCUGGAGGGCCAGUGGCAGUGGGAGAAGGUUGGGGAUGAGGCGGACGGCGCAGAGGCCGAAAACGGAGGCGCCCAGGAGGCGGAGUCCGUGGACGAGUGCCACUCUCCGCAGCGCUGAGCGCCGUCUACGUCCGCGUCGGCGCGGCUGGUGGCUGCCGCCGCCGGCUGCCGUCGUCACCGACUCUAGUCUACGCAAAUUCUCAUAUUUUGUGAUCUUUUCGGUAAUUGUUUAAAGGCUUUAAUUCCACCAGAGAACGAACAGCGUGGAAACCUCUCCGUAUAUAUAUAUGCUUGUGAGCUAUUCUUGGUGUGCCGUGGUGGAUGCAUAUCAUGGCGUUUUAUUUCCUUUGAACCUAUUUAUAAAUUUCUAUUUCUAUGAUAAUCAACACGUAAAAAUUUUGUUUAGGAAGCCUCCAAAAAAAAAAAAAAAAAGUCAGAUGUGAGAACAAGAAGAAUCAUGUCCCACAUACUAGCGCUAUCCGUAUCAAUACCUAUUGUUGUG